CUAAGAAGAUGCUGGGAAAAAUUCCCGCUUCAUGGUUUUGAUAUUCUUCAGACCAUUGUAGAGAUCGGGAAUGAUCCCAGACUUCGAUGCAAGUGCAGGUCGCGAGAGAUACAGUACAUUACCAGCUGGCUGGGAUUCCAAUAGCAUUUGAGGUACCAUAAUGUCAGUUCCUCUGGCGAAUAUAUUAAUCUUCGAAAGUUCUGAUGGUGGAACAGGGGUUAUGACAUAGAACAACUUCUUGUCCAAAUCAAUAGCUCUUAUUAUGCCGUAGCCAUGACACUUCAAAAGCGGUGAUCCUUUGCAUAUGACAGAUAUCAGUGGAAGAGCAUCAAUCCCAAGAACUCGCCUCGUAUUCAACGGCUGAUCUUCUAAACUUGAGCACAAUGCAACAAUUUGUACAUUCAGUGUGGCCAAGAAAUAUCGAUCAUCAACGUAGGAGUAGUCCUCCGGAAUACAGACAGUAAUGCGCUCGAAUUUUACGCAGUAAGGGGUUGCGUCACAAAUAGCAGAAAGAACCGGCCGAGGAAGAACAGAUGAAAAGUAGGAAACAAUUGCAAGAUCCCGUAACUGAUACGACAUAAGACGUGCGGGUUUAAUUGUGUUUCCAGGAGUAGUCAAGUGGUUGUAAUAAGAAGAGUACUUGUUGGUGAUGUGAACGACUAUUGGGACCCAAUCCGGGAUAGUGAACGACCCUCGAUCUUGCGAUAAAAUGAGUGCAAGGGUUGGUCGAGAGACAUCGAAUAUAUGGCUGAGAAUCUGACUACCCAACCCGUCUAUCCAACCCAAAGUGUUGACUAUUAAUAGAGAUCCUGGCUCGCUUCUGGUUUGAAACUCGUUCAGUAAACGAUCAAAGAUUUCCUUGUAUCUAACCACAUCGUCGGCAGGAGUAAUGUUACCAUAAAAGUAACAACAUGGAUAGAUUUGCGCCUGAUGUGUGCACGGAACAUCAAGGAUGGGAUCAGACAUUUUCCAAAGAGACAAACAACCAGGAGGUGUAAACUCGCUUUGUCCAACAUCUGUGUCAAGAAGAUAAAUCGGGUGUCCUUCGCUAAGGUUAGUGUUAACAAGAUGUCUGACGAGAGUAGAUUUACCGGCUCCCUGACUUCCAAUCGGCACAAUAACACAACGUGCUCCCUCCGCUGUAAUUUCGAUUUGAAAAUAAGAAAGUCAAUAUGA
Messenger RNA from Haemonchus placei, 1176 nucleotides. NCBI's taxonomy places the organism in Eukaryota, Metazoa, Nematoda, Chromadorea, Rhabditida, Trichostrongylidae. The record is from the annotation of a GenBank genome assembly.